Eremothecium sinecaudum is the source of this 1305-nucleotide messenger RNA. RefSeq names its product pepsin-like aspartic protease. The transcript has a single exon. Lineage: Eukaryota; Fungi; Ascomycota; Saccharomycetes; Saccharomycetales; Saccharomycetaceae. The record is from RefSeq and is a predicted model, not a curated record. The coding region runs from base 1 to 1305 and encodes 434 amino acids. Gene Ontology annotation, biological process: proteolysis. Gene Ontology annotation, molecular function: aspartic-type endopeptidase activity.
AUGAAAUUUCCUGGAUUUUCUAUUGCUAUUUGCUUGCUGGUUGGCAGUUCAUUGAUCAGGGCUAAUCCGAUUCCCAAAUCGUAUAGCAAUCCUCAAUACCUCCAGUUGGGCCUGAAAAAAUCCCGGGUUGGCAUUAAUGAGAUCGAACGAGUUGCUGAUGAAUUUAAGGAGGUGCAGAAGCUCACCUAUUAUCCCUAUAAGCUUGAACUAAAAAAUCGAGGUUUUUUUUAUACUGUCGAUCUCAAAAUUGGUACACCUGAGCAAACGGUGUCAGUACUACUUGACACUGGGUCAAGUGAUUUAUGGGUUGUGGGUUCUAAUGUACGCUGUAGCUCUUCAGAACCAAAUGACGAUUGUAAAGAAUAUGGUGCAUUUGAUACCAGUCAGUCAUCCACCUGGUCAUCAAAUGGCACCGACUUUUAUAUUAGUUACCUUGACAACAGUUCCGCAAGUGGUGUAUGGGGUAUGGAUAUUUUGAAGAUAAAUGAUCUUAAUAUUGACGGCGCAACUCUUGCUGUCGCAAACGAAUCUUCUACUUCUCUCGCUGUGCUUGGUGUUGGUCUAUCUGCUGUUGAAACAACAAAUAUAGUGUAUCCAUAUUAUACUUACGAUAACAUACCCCUAAUAUUAAAGCGUAAUGGUGUAAUUGCAAGGAAUGUAUAUUCUUUGUUCACUAACAAAUUAGAAGCUGCUUCAGGAUCUAUUCUUUUUGGAGGUAUCGAUCAUGAGAAGUACAGCGGCAAGUUGCUGACCAUGCCAGUCGUUAAUGUUGCACCAGACGUGAGUCCUGACCCAAUGCAUCUUGCUGUGAUAUUAAGUGGUCUAACCUACAGCACUAUGGGUGAUAAGAUUGACCCUUUCUGCUCAAGAAUACCAGCCAUUCUAGACAGUGGAAGCAGUGGCACCUACUUCCCAAAGGCAAUUGUCGAGCAAAUAGCAGAAUUAUUAGGCGCUGUAUGGGACGAAGAAAUCGGAGCAUAUGGAGGCCAGUGUGCGGCCUCUAGUGACACUUUAGAUUUUGACUUUGGCGGUAUAAAUAUUAGUGUUCCACUCUCAGCUUUUAUUAUAAAGAAAGACUCCACAUGUUAUUACCUAAUUUUUCCAUUUGAGAAUGAUUUGGUCCUUUUGGGUGCCACAUUCUUGAGUCAUGCUUAUGUGGUCUACGACUUAGAUAGGCUAGAAAUCUCGAUGGCUCAAGCUUCCUACAGUUCUGUUGAAGAUAUUGAGCCAAUCAUAGAUGAUGUUCCAAGAUCCGAAAAAGCUCCAGGUUACUCUUUUGAUUGGAACUAUUAUGACGAUCAAUAA